AUGGGGUUUCCAUGUACAUAUAUGAGCCGGGGGUACCCUAGUGCCUUCAUCGCCAGCGGCGCCCAAAAGGCCGGCGAGAAGCUCGACUGGAACACGCGCAGCUCCAAGCGCUCCAAACUGUGCUCCGCCCUCGUCCUCCUGUCCGCCGUCCUCACCCUCGGCGUCCUCUCGUCCGUGCUCGUCGUCGCCCAGCGCCGGGAAGCCGGCUCGCUGGUGCCGCUGUGGCCGUCGUACCAGGGCGGCUCGCGCGUCGUCGAGCACUGCGGCAACUCGCCCGAGGAGGCCCAGGCCCUGGGCUGCGUGUGGGACCUGAUGAGCUUCGGCUGGAUCCACCCGCGCUGCUACAACCCGGAGCAGUCGCAGCUGUGGAUGGACAAGUACGGCCCCUGGAAGUGGUACUACGACCUCAACGCCACCGCCGAGAUCCCCGACGACCAGCUCACCUCCACCCGCCGCGUCUACACCGAGCAGGGCUACCACGUCGUGCACUGUCUGUACAUCUUCAAGCUGCUGCACCUCGCUGGCAUGUCUGGCCACAUCGUCACCGACGAGGCCAUCCCCCUGGCCCACACCCAGCACUGCGUCGACAUGAUCUCCGCCCCCAAGUACACCGAUUUCAAGCACGUCAACACCAGGGUGGACAUGCUGUUUGCUCGCUGCGUCACCAUGGAUUGA
This is a messenger RNA of Diplodia corticola, 675 nucleotides long. RefSeq lists its product as uncharacterized. The record is from RefSeq and is a predicted model, not a curated record. NCBI's taxonomy places the organism in Eukaryota, Fungi, Ascomycota, Dothideomycetes, Botryosphaeriales, Botryosphaeriaceae. The coding region runs from base 1 to 675 and encodes 224 amino acids. The transcript has a single exon.